Molecule: messenger RNA, 1038 nt
Organism: Saccostrea cuccullata (small rock oyster)
Lineage: Eukaryota; Metazoa; Mollusca; Bivalvia; Ostreida; Ostreidae
Product: dimethylaniline monooxygenase [N-oxide-forming] 2-like
Exons: 2
Molecular function (GO): NADP binding; N,N-dimethylaniline monooxygenase activity; flavin adenine dinucleotide binding
Source: RefSeq, a predicted model, not a curated record
UCAUCACAGUGAACCGUACACUCCGGAUAUCCCUGGAAUGGAAUUGUUUGAGGGAAGAAUGAUUCACAGUAAAGAGUUUAGACACGAGGAACAUUUUGAUGGACUUCGUGUUGCAGUUCUAGGAUGUAGUUAUUCAGGAGAAGACAUUUCAAUGCAUGUAGCAAAGUUUGCAAAAAAAGUUUAUAUUUACUUAAAGGUUUUUGCAUGCCACAGACGAGAUCCAAAAGACUUCAGGCCGUCUUUCAAAAAAGAAAUAGAACAAAGACCUCCUUUUGUCCAUAUGACGAAAGAUUUCGUGGUGUUUCCCGAUGGCUCUUCAGAAAAAGUUGACGCAGUCAUAUUCUGUACCGGAUAUCGUUAUUCUUUUCCAUUCUUAAAAGAUGACAUCAUAGCGAUCCAAGAUCAACACGUUCAGCUAAUUUACAAACAUAUGUUUCAUAUAGAAUAUCUAAACCUUAUUUUCAUUCGAAUAGCCCGGCAGUUUUUAUACUUUCCUAUGUACCAUGAAAUGGCAAAACUUGCAGUUUUGGCGUUGGCAGGAAAAGUGAAAUUUCCGUCCAAAGAUGUAAUGAGGGCAGAGAGUGAAGCGGAUUUCCAAUCUCGUUUGAAGGAAUGCAAUCCACCGUCUCAUGCCCAUUUCUUUGGCGGUACUGGUCGACGAUUUCGAUACAUUGAAGAACUCGCAGAAUUAGGAGGUUUUGAUCCGCUUCCGCCAGUACUCGAAAUGAUUUUUACAGACGUCGCAGAUGAAAGACACAUGAAUCUUCCACAUUGUACCGAGAUUAGUUAUCGGGUAACUGGGCCUAAUUCGUACGUUUGCUUAAACCCGGAGAAGAUUAAAUCAAGGAAAUCAAAAGCCGAAAACGUUUUUAAAGAUGGAUGAAUCAAUCAUUAUUUUCAUGAAUAUUAUUAUUCAUUAUUCAUCUUCUUUCAUCUUGUUUAGAAUUUUUUUUAAAUUUAAAUAUCUGUACCAUCUCAAUAUUUUCAACUUGUUAAACUACACUGCUUGAUUUCAGAGAAGACAUUAAAUUUCUUUGU